AUGGCAACAGAAAGUCUUUUAAGCGAUGAGUAUGUAAUAAUUGAGUCAAUAAUCAAUGAGUUCACAAAAGAAGAUUGGAUCUCUUUACUUGAGAAAAAUUAGAUUAGAUUAGAUUAAGCCGUUUGCCUUGCAGGGCCGGGGAUUCUCACCCCUACGCGCUCAUCGCCCCUGAGGAGCCUCGGCGGACACCCUCCUUGUUGCCUCAAACAAGGGAUUCGCACCACCAGUCUUGACUUCCAUGGCUUCUGGAGUCUAAGGGCCAACCACCUGGGUCGAAACUCCCAGUUUCUCGUUGGGCAAAUACCGUCUUCAGGGUUUGAGGGUCAUAUUGCCCUCAAACAUUGGCCGACCUUGCCCUUUCCAAUGGUUGUCCUGGAGGAAAAACUCCAAGUCCGAGAAUUAGCUCCUCGGGGGCUCGAAGAAAAACCCCCAGCCCGACAAUACAUAAAGGAUUACCGGCCCCUUUCCACCUAAAUCUCCGACACUGGGCCGUUGCCUACUGAUGUUGAAGAAAUAGGGUCGAGAGGUCGGGUGGUAUGUCGUCACCAUUUUUAUGUAUAUUCUUUACUUGAGAAAAAUGAUCUACACCACACAUGCCCCAAACGAAUUCAUAAAAGCCUGCUAUUUGGGAUUCCAGAUAGCUUAAGAGGUCAAAUAUGGCCUUUCUUGGCUCGUGCAACCCAUAUGGACUCUUCAACCUACAAAACUCUUUCUCAAAGAAAGGACACAAUUUUCGAACCAUUAAUUCAAAAAGACCUUGCUCGGACUUUUCCCGAUCAUGAAAUGUACAAAGACACAAAAGGAAUUGGACAAUCUGGGAUCCUGAGAAUCUUAAGAGCCUACGCCCAAUUCGAUAACGAGAUAGGCUACUGCCAAGGGAUGGCUUUUAUAGUUGGUCUUCUAUUAAUCCACAUAAAAUCAGAAGAGCUAACUUUUUGGACUUUUGUCUCAAUCAUGUGGGACAAAAAUUGGCGAGAAGUUUUUAAGACUGGAACCCCAAAGCUUGUAGGGAUGCUUGAUUCUUUUUCAAACAAGCUGCAGUCCUUGCUGCCUGAAGUGCACUGCCACUUGCAGACAGAAAACUUGGAAAUCACGUGCUUUUCUCCUUUUUUUAUUACAAUAUUUGGAUGCAAGGCACCAAUUCAGAAUGCAAUGCGAGUGAUCGACAUGUUCCUAUAUGAAGGCGAGCAGGUGCUAUAUUCCCUUCUCCUCAAUAUGCUGACCUUAAAACGAGGGAAAAUUUUGCGGAUGAACUUUGAAGAGCUUUUUAGAUAUUUCAAUAACGAAAUGGCUAAAGAGUGCCUUGACGAGUACAACUUGGCGACACUGCUAAGCCCUGUAACGAAGUAUGUUGAAAGUGUAGAUGACGAUUACGACAUGCUGUAA
Messenger RNA from Blepharisma stoltei, 1386 nucleotides. The record is from the annotation of a GenBank genome assembly. Lineage: Eukaryota; Ciliophora; Heterotrichea; Heterotrichida; Blepharismidae.